CUGCUGCACGUGACUUCGAGAUUGCUCGUCAAGGAAGACUAAUACAUCAUGGCCGGAAUGAUUGGACACAUGGAUCCAUUUGAAGAGUCCGGGGAGCAAUGGACGACGUAUAUUGAGAGGUUUGAGCAUUUUGUUAAUGCUAAUGGCAUCGCGGACGCCAAGAAAGUCCCAGUGUUGCUGAGUGUGCUGGGUCCGAAGACGUACGGAUUACUGCGCAGUUUGAUUGCUCCAGUGAAGCCCGGCGACAUGACGUAUAAGGAUAUAACUGAUGUUCUGCGGAAUCAUUUUGCGCCGAAACCGCUGGUGAUUGCGGAGCGAUUCAGAUUCCACAAGCGAAACCAGGAGGAAGGAGAGUCGGUGUCGCAGUACGUAGCUGUUUUGAAAAGAGUUUCUGAACAUUGUGAGUUUGGCGCGUAUUUGGAGGACGCGCUGCGGGACAGAUUCGUGUGCGGCCUGAAGGGGGAGACCGUGCAGAAGCGUCUGCUGACCGAAGAAAACCUGACUUUCCAGAAGGCUGUCAACAUGGCGGUGGCAGCAGAGACAGUGGCACGGGAUGCACAGCUGCUGAGUGGCUCGCUGAAAGUGAAUGCAGUGAUUUCCCAGAAACCAACGGUGAAGUGCAGAAGGUGUGGAAAAACAAACCAUGCUGAGGAUGACUGCUGGUACAAAGAUCGUGACUGUCACCAGUGUGGAAAUAAGGGUCACAUUGGUCGGAUGUGUAAGAGUAAAAGUUUUUCAGAAACUGCAAAGAAACAAAAAGAGAGUAAGCAUGUGUUUAAAAGUAAAAUUUCCAAGUACAAAGCUAAAGAUAAGAAGAGAGUGUACUAUGUUGAUGCAAAUGAAGGUGAAAGUGAAGAAACUGAAAGUCACACUGAUGAAGAUUUAGCAUUGAACUCUGUUACCAGUGAUAAGAAAUACAGUCGGAUCACUGUGUUGCCAACAGUAAAUGGGCAAGAAAUGGAGAUGGAGCUGGACACCGGGGCUGCAGUGUCUUUGAUUCCUGUGGGAUUAUAUGAAACCAAACUGAAACAGGUGCCCAUGCAGUCCACUGAUGUAGUCCUAAAAACAUACACAGGAGAGCCUCUUGCACCAGAGGGCGUCAUUAAAGUGAAAGUAAGGUUAAAUAACCAAUCUGCAACCUUGCCGUUGUAUGUCGUGAAGGUCGAUGCUCCACCACUGUUUGGUAGAGAGUGGCUCAGAGCCAUUAGACUGAACUGGAAAGAUUUAAAGUCUGUGCUGAUGGUGGAUCAAACUGAGAAAGACAGCUUACAAUCUGUAUUAAAGAGACAUGCUGCAGUUUUCUCUACCGAUUUAGGCAGGUUGAAAGGAAUUAAGGCUAGAGUGAGUCUUAAGCAUGACUGUGUACCCAAGUUUUGCCCUCCACGUAAGGUGCCUUAUGCUCUUCGACCAAAGGUGGAAGCAGAACUGACACGACUGGUUAAACAGGGAGUCAUUUCUCCUGUCGAUCACAGUAACUGGGCCACACCAGUGGUACCAGUCAGUAAGAAAGAUGGCUCAGUGAGACUUUGCGGAGAUUUUAAAGUCACCAUCAAUCCAGUUCUCUGCGUGGACAAAUACCCAAUUCCACGGAUUGAGGAUUUGUUUGCAUCAUUGGCUGGAGGCCAACGCUUCAGCAAACUGGAUCUGUCAAAUGCUUACAUGCAGAUGGAAGUGGAGGAGGAGUCGAAAGAGCUGCUGACCAUUUCAACAGAAAAAGGGUUGUUCUGUUUCAACCGUUUGCCGUUUGGAAUUGCUUCGGCGCCCGCGUUGUUUCAGAAAGCCAUGGAUCAGGUGCUCUUGGGGCUUCCUUUUACCCACUGUUACUUAGAUGAUAUUUUGGUCAGUGGACCAGAUGAAGCGACUCAUCUGAGAGCAUUGGAUGCAGUGUUGAGUAGGUUAGAGGAGUAUGGUUUGCAUGUAAAGCAGGACAAAUGUUUGUUUUUCCAGGACUCGGUGGAGUACCUGGGACAUAUUAUCGAUGCUGCAGGGCUCCACAAAUCACCCGAAAAAGUGCGUGCUAUUGUGGAGGCACCUACACCCAGCAACGUGGGGCAGCUUCGUUCAUUUUUAGGAAUGAUUAACUACUACGGACGUUUCAUUCCUGACCUUGCUACGGUUCUGAAACCUCUAAAUGCCAUGCUACAAAAGGGUCAAAAAUGGACUUGGUCAAAAGCGUGUGAGUCAGCAUUUGGAAAAGCGAAGGCACUGCUGGUUUCGCAGGAUGUGUUAACGCACUACAAUGCUGAGCUUCCGCUUCGUUUGGCAUGUGAUGCUUCACCUUACGGUGUGGGGGCGGUGCUCUCACAUGUGAUGCCAGAUGGUGAAGAAAAGCCUAUAUCAUUCGCUUCCAGAACGUUAAGCAAGGCAGAGCAAAAUUAUGCGCAGCUGGAGAGGGAGGCUCUGGGGAUAGUUUUUGGGGUCCGUAAGUUUCAUCAGUACCUGUAUGGUAACAAGUUCACUCUGCUUACGGAUCACCGGCCUCUGACUUCUAUUCUGAGUCCUCUGAAAAGCAUUCCAUCAAUGGCUGCAGCUAGAAUGCAACGUUGGGCCUUGUUGUUGUCAGCGCAUGAGUACACCAUUGAGUACCGCAAAGGAGAGGCUCAUGCUAAUGCGGAUGGUCUAUCCCGAUUGCCCCUCCCAGACUCAAAAGAAACGAAGACAGACACAGUUCAGGUGUUCUAUGCAUCUCAGUUAGAAACUCUGCCUAUUAGCAGCUCUGAGAUUAGGCGGGAGACCAUGUCUGACCCUGUCCUGUCUAGAGUGAUGGAGAUGGUUGCAACAGGAUGUUUUCCUGCUGCCAGAGAUGCUGAGGAGUUGACACAUUUUCUGCGGCGUAGGGAUGAGCUCACAAUACAACAGGGAUGUCUGAUGUGGGGUAGUCGUGUUGUGGUGCCGCACAAGUUUCGUUCAUGUGUGCUGCAGGAGCUGCACACCGCUCACCCUGGUGUGGUGAGAAUGAAAAGUCUAGCUCGAAGUUAUGUGUGGUGGCCUAACAUUGAUUCCCAGAUCGAACUGCUGGUGAAAUCUUGUAAUUCCUGUCAGCAGUUACAGAGAGAGC
Oryzias melastigma (Indian medaka) is the source of this 3058-nucleotide messenger RNA. RefSeq lists its product as uncharacterized. Gene Ontology annotation, molecular function: nucleic acid binding; zinc ion binding. Lineage: Eukaryota; Metazoa; Chordata; Actinopteri; Beloniformes; Adrianichthyidae. The record is from RefSeq and is a predicted model, not a curated record.